Messenger RNA from Labeo rohita (rohu), 1686 nucleotides. Its product is annotated as gastrula zinc finger protein XlCGF57.1-like. Lineage: Eukaryota; Metazoa; Chordata; Actinopteri; Cypriniformes; Cyprinidae. The record is from RefSeq and is a predicted model, not a curated record. The coding region runs from base 1 to 1686 and encodes 561 amino acids. The transcript has 7 exons.
AUGACGUAUGAUCUUAUGGAGGAGAAACAUCAUCAUGUCAAAACUGUAAAGAAAACUUGCUCACAGACUGAAAGAGUUUCUUUACUGAAAAGAGACAAGAAAAGUUUCACCUGCACUCAGUGUGGAAAGAGUUUGACAUACAAGAAGGGUCUCAACAUUCACAUGAGGAUCCACACUGGAGAGAAACCGUUCACAUGUGAUCAGUGUGGGAAGAGUUUCACACAAUCAUCAUCCCUUAAAACACACAUGAACAUCCACACUGGAGAGAAACUGCAUGAAUGUGAUCAGUGUUGUGGAAAAACAUUUUCGAUGGCUUCAUACCUGAAGAGGCACCUGAAAGUUCACUCAGAGCAGGAGCAACAUUCAUGUUCUUUAUGUGGAAAGAGUUUUUUACAUCUGAAAAGUUUAACAUUGCAUCAGAAGAUACACACUGGUGUGGGAGAUCAUUUGUGCUUUGAGUGUGAGAAGACUUUUACUACAGCUCAACAUUUGAAAGUGCACCAGAGGGUCCACACUGGAGAGAAACCUUACAAGUGUUCACAAUGCGACAAGAGAUUCAGUCGGUCAGAAAUCCUGAAAUUACAUGAGAGGAUCCACACUGGAGAGAAACCCUACACAUGUGAUCAGUGUGGGAAGAGUUUCACACUAUCAUCAUACCUUAAAAAACACAUGAACAUCCACACUGGAGAGAAACCACACACAUGUGAUCACUGCGGCAAAACAUUUUCGUGGGCUUCAAGCCUGAAGAACCACCAGAGGAUCCACACUGGAGAAAAACCUUACAAGUGUUCACACUGCGACAAGAGAUUCAGUCGGUCAGAAAUCCUGAAAUUACAUGAGAGGAUCCACACUGGAGAGAAACCCUACACAUGUGAUCAAUGUGGGAAGAGUUUCUCAGAUAAAGGAAACUUCAGAGUGCAUAUGAGAGUUCAUACUGGAGAGAAACCAUUCACAUGUGAUCACUGCGGCAAAACAUUUUCGUGGGCUUCAAGCCUGAAGAACCACAUGCUGAAUAACAUUGCUUGUGGGGAAUACUUGCAGAGCAAGCUGCCACUGGAGAGCAUGACCCUGCAGUGCCUGUCUGCUGUUGACCCUAUUGCAAGGGGGCACUUGCUAAGCAAGUUUCUCCCUGCUGAUGUAGAUGUUCAGCAAGAGAUUCUCCAGUAUGGUGUGGACCAGAGCCUGCCAACAUUCACUAAUGGAGAAGAUGCUGUCAGCUGGUGGGCAGAUGUUUCUGAUACAGGAAGGUACCCAGCACUCACCAAAACAGCACAGACAGCAUUGUCUGUGUUCCAUGGGCCACUGAUUGAGUCAUCUUUCAGUUACAUGUCAGAAAUCAUUGACUCAAAAAGUGGCAGCAUGAGCAUCAGCACUCUGAGUGCCAUCCAAACUGUGAAACACACCAUGCUGACCCAAAAGAAGACUGCAGUAGAAAUGUUCAAUAGAGAAAACAUAAAGUAUGGGCCAGUGAAUCAGAAGAUGUGUCAAAACAUCCUGUCGGCUGGAAGUAAGGACAAAGCUUUAAGAAAGCAAGCAGCCUUGAAGGAGAUGGAGAGACGGAGGGUGUUCGACUGCCAGCCAUCCUCAAGCGCUGCCGCAGCCAUAAGAACCAAGGCAGAAGAGGAGGCUCUGGCCAGAAGGAGGCAUGCGGCCAAACAACGAAAGCGAGCUUUGUCAUGCGCCUAA